Lactuca saligna is the source of this 522-nucleotide messenger RNA. NCBI's taxonomy places the organism in Eukaryota, Viridiplantae, Streptophyta, Magnoliopsida, Asterales, Asteraceae. The record is from the annotation of a GenBank genome assembly.
AUGAAUUCAGUUCAAUUAUCAGGAACAACUAUGACCUUUGUUAUUGUUGAAGGAUCAGUCAUAAUUGUAGCUUCUGUUGGUGAUUCACGUUGCAUACUUGAGUCUGCAGAAAGAGACUUAUAUUAUCUAUCUGCUGAUCACAGACUUGAAUGCAGUGAAGAAGAUUGUUUGAAGGUUAUUCUUGAUAUUCUGGAAAUGCUAAAAAAGCCUGAUGUCAAUGCAAUGCUUCAUCAAUUUGGAUUCCAGGUGUGUAGUCUCAAUUAAUUUUAUAGUUCUUAGUUUUUUUUAAUGAUUUUUUAUAGAAAAGUUUUAUGUUCUCCUAUAGUUGCAUUAUGAAUUGUAUUUGGAUCCCUUCACAUUAAUUUGGAUUCUAGGUGUGUAGUCUCAACUAUUAUCUUUUUUGCCAUAUAUAAUAUUCAUUAUAUUAAUUUGGAUAUGUGAUUCACAAGUAAAUCACAUGUGUUUCACAUAUUAAUCACAUGUAAAUCACAAGUGAAUUACAUAUGAAUUAUGUAUAUAUAC